AUGUCCAAGCUCCUAGUCGUCAUUGGCAUCACAGGCCAGCAGGGUGGCUCCGUCGCAGAGCUCUACGCCAAAGAAGCCGGCUGGAAAGUCCGUGGCAUAUCCCGCGACCCAUCCAAAGCCGAGUCCUGGACCGCCAAAGGCGUCGAAGUUGUCAAAGCCGACCUCAACGAUACAGAGUCGCUCGUAGCAGCAUUCAAAGGCGCCAAUGCCAUUUUCUCCAACACUGAUUUCUGGAAUCAGUUCUAUAAUCCUGCAACUCAAGAGAAACUCAAGCCAGGACAAUCGAUCAACGAGUAUUGCUACGACGUCGAGUUGCAGCAGGGCAAAAAUGUCGCUGAUGCGGCUGCUACUGUGGAAGCUUUAGAUCGGUUGAUCAUGUCGUCUGUGUGCAAUGUCAAGAAGUUGAGCAAAGGGAAGUACACCUGGGUUUACCAUUUUGACGCCAAGGCGAACGCCGUGGAGUAUAUUCAAGAAAAGUACCCGAAGCUGGCGGCGAAGAUGUCGAUCGUGCAGAUCGGAGUAUAUAUGAACAACUGGAAAUACAACAAGCCCACAAAACAAGCCGACGGCACCUACCGUUUCUCCAUCGUCGGCUCCGGCAGAACACCGUUACCCCACUUCGACACCGAGAAAGACACCGGCUACGUAGUCCACGCAGCGCUUCAAUCGCCUCCGGGGAAGAAUGUCUUAGCGGCAGGCAGCAUGCUUUCCUGGAGCGACUAUGCCAAAGUGUGGUGCGAGGUCAAUAAAGUUCCGUUCGGUGGUUACGACGAGAUCCCGAUCCAAACCUAUGAGAAGCACAUUCCCGUGCCAGGCCUGGGCAAAGAGUGGGGGGAGAUGUUCUUGUUUAUGGAUGAAUUUGGUUACACGGGUGGUGAAGAGGGUGUGGUGCACGCUCAAGAUCUCGGCGUUCCGUGCCCGUUGACUACGUGGAAGGAGUAUAUCAUGAAAAAUGAUGUUUGGGCUGAUGUUCUCUGA
Molecule: messenger RNA, 978 nt
Organism: Letharia columbiana
Lineage: Eukaryota; Fungi; Ascomycota; Lecanoromycetes; Lecanorales; Parmeliaceae
Exons: 4
Coding region: 1-978 (325 amino acids)
Source: RefSeq, a predicted model, not a curated record